Molecule: messenger RNA, 4981 nt
Organism: Cucurbitaria berberidis CBS 394.84
Lineage: Eukaryota; Fungi; Ascomycota; Dothideomycetes; Pleosporales; Cucurbitariaceae
Product: endoribonuclease dcr-1
Exons: 4
Coding region: 254-4981 (1575 amino acids)
Biological process (GO): siRNA processing
Cellular component (GO): cytoplasm; nucleus; RISC complex
Molecular function (GO): ribonuclease III activity; ATP binding; DNA binding
Source: RefSeq, a predicted model, not a curated record
AUGCUGAGGUAAUAGGAGCUUGAAAGACCCGACUCACCGCCCAAGCUUGCGGCGACGGGUACUUGCUCCGUUUGCUCGGUGGGGGACGCGAACCGACCUGCACAAACAGCAAUAGGCUUCUCUUACUUUCAACCGCCUGGUGACUUGAUCCUAACUCCUGCACCUCUGAAGAGAGUUUCUCGCUCUAGAACUAGAACGGUAAUAUUCGUCAACCACUACGGUUGGUAUCGCCAACAUCUCGACCUACGCAGAGAUGGCUUGGGCCCAGGUGGACGAAGAGCAGGAUGACUUCUUCUCAUGCGACGAGCUGGAUGUGUCUUCUAUGUCGGGAGAUGAGGAAAAGUGCACCAUGGACAACGAACGGUGCGAUGAAGACAACGAGUCCGACGUGGACGCUGACAUUCCGCGCGCACAUGGCCCCAAGACGACUUCAGAGAAGCGCAGAGCACAGAACGAGUUGAUGAGAGCUUUUGCCGCUAACCUUAGUUCUCACAUAACACAGAAAGAGUUCGAGGAAGCCACGUCGAAGAGCGGCAACGAAGAGCAACUUUCUAUCCGCGAUAUCCUUGCGAAACAGGAAUCGACCGUCCGUAUCACCAACCCCCGUGACUACCAGACUGAGCUCUUUCAGAGAGCCAAGGGCGAGAACAUCAUCGCGGUGUUGGAUACCGGCUCCGGCAAGACCCACAUUGCAACUCUCCUACUCAGACACAUCCUGGAUGAAGAGCUUGAAAGUCGAGCCAGAGGCGGCAUGCACAAAACAGCUUUUUUCCUUGUCGAUUCGGUCAACCUAGUAUUCCAGCAAGCCAACGUCCUGCGAUGCGGUCUCGACCAGAGCGUCGAAGGCAUCUGUGGAGCCACGGGUGCAUCCUUGUGGUGCAAGUCAACUUGGCAAAAGCACUUUGCAAACAACAUGGUUAUCAUCUGCACGGCCGAGGUCCUUGUUCAGUGUAUGAUGCAUUCGUUUAUCAGCAUGGCUAAGAUCAACCUUCUUAUCUUUGAUGAAGCCCACCACGCGAAGAGCAACCACCCCUAUGCUCGCCUCAUGAAAGGCUAUUAUGCGCAGAAUCCUGACACUGGAAACCGACCUCGAAUUUUCGGCAUGACUGCUUCGCCAGUAGACGUUAAAGGAUUGUCAUCUGAACAUAUCAGAGAAGCAGCUAGCAACCUUGAGAAGUUGCUUCAUGCUAAAAUUGCCACCGCCACCGACAGCACGCUUGCCUCGAACAGCAUUAGUCGACCAGAUGAAGAGGUUGCAGUUUAUGCAAGGCUGCAAAGCGAGUACGAAACCCCUUUUCACCAAGAAGUAAAAGCUAGGUAUGGUGACGUGACGGCUUUCCGGAAGUUUUUUAUAGCUUCCAAGCGAAUUGGCAGUGAUCUUGGGUGCUGGGCCUCCGACAUGUACUGGUCUUUUGCCUUUGCGGAUGAGCAGAGUUCCAAACUUCAGAACCGUGAACAAUCCAAGUACAAUAAGGCCAAGAAGGACGACUCUCAGGAGGAUUGGGACCGCAAAAUUAAGCGACUACAAGAGGCAGCGGAGUUCGUCCAGCAACACAGUUUCGGCUCACCUACCCUCAGCGAUCAGGAUGUGAGCUCAAAGGUCCAAAAACUUCACUACUGGCUUAAUCGAUACUACGAACGAAGUGACGAGGCUCGAUGUAUUGUUUUCGUCGAGCAACGACAAACGGCCCGGUUGCUGAAACUCCUAUUUGGGCAUAUUGGUGGCCCCAACCUCCAUUGUGACGUUCUGGUUGGCGUCAACAAUCGCGCUGGCGAGCAAAACGUGUCCCUACGGAAUCAGAUCCUGACACUAGCCAAAUUCCGGCGCGGAGAUUUGAACUGUUUGUUUGCUACAUCAGUUGGCGAGGAGGGACUCGAUAUACCCAAAUGUAACCUAGUGGUUAGAUUCGACUUAUAUCGAACUAUGAUUGCAUAUGUGCAAUCUAGAGGCCGAGCCCGUCAUUAUAACUCCAAGUACCUGCACAUGCUCGAAGCCGGCAAUAACGACCACAGGCAGAGAGUUAUGGACGUUCGGUAUGACGAGCAAGUGAUGAGAACUUUUUGCAGGGGUCUCUCAAACGAUCGCAAUACUGUUGAGUACGACACGGAUGGCAGCGAACUACUGGAGUUCCAGGAUAAAUUGUUCCCAAGUUUUGCGGAUCCUGAGUCCGGUGCAAGACUGACAUAUUGUUCAAGUUUAUCCGUUCUUAACCACUUCGUCGCGACAUGGCCUUACCCGAACCAUGCAACUAUGCAACAGCCAAACUACGUCAUUUGUCCUGAAGCUAAUCACGAUCAUCGUGACCCUCAGCGGAGAGGCUUUGUAUGCGAGGUUAUACUGCCAGAGGGCUCACCUGUCACAUCCAUUAGAGGGGAAGUUCAGGGGAAGAAGGCAAUCGCCAGGUGCUCGGCGGCUUUCGAGAUGUGCCUCGAACUUCGUCGGAAGGGCUUCUUGAAUGAAUACCUACUUCCCUCAAACUACAAACUAGCUCCGACCAAUGCAAAUGCACGUUGGGCAGUGAGCGAGAAACAUAGGGGCAAGUUUCCGAUGCUCAUCAAACCAAGCUUUUGGAAGCAGAGUCGCGAUAGCGUCCCUGAACGCUUAUAUCUCACCGUGGUUGACCUCGAUGCAUUGGACCGAUUCCACCAGCCUCUGGGAAUUCUCACGCGAAAUCCGUUACCGCAACUACCGAGCUUCCCCGUCUACCUCACUGACGGUAGAGCUUCGAACAUUGUCUCUCAGCCCUGUGCUACACCUCUUCCGCUUACCACGGAAACUUUGGAUGUUCUCACAAAGUUCACCUUGCAGCUCUAUGAGGAUGUAUACAAUAAGGUAUAUGAUUACGAUAUUCGCAAAAUGUCGUAUUGGCUCGUCCCAGUCCUCCCAAGUCGAGGUUCGCCACCUUUCACGAAACUCGAACAGAUCCUGGACAUGGAACAAAUAUGGAAGGUCUACAAGCUGCCUACGUGGCAAUGGGAAUCCGGAACAAAAGCAGAAGAUCUGAUUGACAGGUACUUUGUGGAUCCCAUGAAUGGAGGUCGACGUUAUUACUCGGAUCGCCUGGCACCGCACCUCAGACCCCAAGAUCCAGUGCCUACCCAUAUUCCUCGGCAGAACCACAAGUUUAUGAACAGCAUCCUAGACUAUACUGAUAGUAGAUGGCUCAAGAGUCGAGACAUCUCUAGAUGGGAUCAGUCACAACCAGUACUUGAGGUGGAGAGGAUUUCAUUCCGCCGUAAUCACCUUGCUCGCAUCGAAGACAAAGAGCACAAGGAGCUUGACCACCUGAAGGCCUAUAUUUGCCCACAACCUUUGCGAAUAUCAAAUCUCGCCACUUCCUUUGUUGUGAUGUGCUACGUGCUGCCAGCCGUCAUUCACCGCUUCGAAAGCUAUCUCAUUGCUAUCGAAGCUUGUCAGGCUCUUGACUUGAAGAUCAGCCCGGCUCUAGCACUUGAGGCUUUGACCAAAGACUCUGACAAUUCUGAGGAGCAUGGAGAAGAGCAGAUCAACUUCAAAAGCGGUAUGGGGCCAAACUAUGAGCGCAGUGAGUUCUUAGGUGAUUGCUUUCUCAAAAUGGCUACUUCCAUUUCGGUGUUUGUCCAACAGCCAGACGAAAACGAAUUCGAAUUCCACGUUCGCCGCAUGGAGAUGCUCUGCAAUAAGAACCUCAUGGAGACUGCCGUGGGUAAGAAGAAGGGUGGGUCCGUUGACGACCCGGAGCGUGACCUGCAAAUUUACAAGUACAUCCGUACGGAAGCAUUCUCUCGUCGCACUUGGUAUCCGGAGGGCUUAAAGCUUAUUAAAGGCAAAGGCAUGAACAAGAGUGAAGACGAUUGGCUCAAGCUCACACACAACCUUGGUGACAAGAGCAUUGCCGACGUCUGCGAAGCCUUCAUCGGCGCUGCUUUCAUGGAACACCACAAAGGUGGCCAAUGGAGUCCAAGUGAUUGGAACGAGGCCGUCAAAGCCGUGAAGCUAUUCGUGAAUAGCAAGGAUCACCUCAUGUCCAAGUGGACAGAUUACUACGCGGCGUACCUCAAACCAAAGUACCAAGUUGCCGAUGCAACGGCCGCAAUGGUCGACAUGGCUCGGCAGAUUGAGAGUAAGCACUCCUAUCACUUCAAGUACCCACGUCUAGUUCGGUCGGCUUUCACCCACCCUUCUUACCCCUUCAUGUUCGAAAAUAUUCCCAACUAUCAGCGACUUGAGUUUCUAGGAGACUCACUGCUGGACAUGGCCUUCAUCAUGCAUCUCUUCUACAAGUACCCGGACAAGGAUCCCCAGUGGCUCACUGAGCACAAGACACCGAUGGUAUCCAACAGGUUCCUGGGCGCCGUCUGCGUCAAGUUGGGGUGGCAUACACACCUCAAGCAGAACACUGCCAUCCUCAGUACGCAGAUCCGCGACUACGUCAUGGAAGUCGAGGAAGCCGAGCGCGAAGCCAAUGGAGCAGUAGAUUACUGGGUCAUGGUCAGCGAACCGCCCAAGUGCCUUGCCGACGUGAUCGAAGCCUAUGUCGCAGCCCUGUUUGUGGACUCGGAGUUCGACUUCAACACUGUACAGCACUUUUUCGACCUACAUCUUAUGCCCUUUUUCGUUGACAUGACCCUCGAAUCGUAUGAGACCUUCGCUUCUAACCACCCUACCACACGCCUCAGUCGUCUUCUCUCCAUCACCUUUGGCUGUAGCGAUUGGCGUAUGGGGGCGCUUGAGACCGAGACAAUCAUCCCGGGCAAACACAAGGCGAUUGCAGCGAUGGUAAUCAUUCAUAACAAGGUCCACUUCUAUUCUUUGGGCAAAAGCGGUCGGUAUGCGCGUGUCAGGGCGAGUCAUGCGGCCUUGGAGAAGCUGGAUGGGCUCCCGCCAUACGAGUUUCGGAAGAAGUACGGGUGUGAUUGUAUAGACGAGGGAGAAGGAGAGGGUAAGGCUGGUGAGAUGGUGAUAGAGGUGAUGAAGGAGGCUAUGGGGCCGAACAUGUAG